Molecule: messenger RNA, 1821 nt
Organism: Equus caballus (horse)
Lineage: Eukaryota; Metazoa; Chordata; Mammalia; Perissodactyla; Equidae
Gene: LDLRAD1
Product: low density lipoprotein receptor class A domain containing 1
Cellular component (GO): plasma membrane
Molecular function (GO): protein binding
Source: RefSeq, a predicted model, not a curated record
CUGGUGACCAGGCAGAGAAACCUCGCUGAGUUCCCUGGUGCCGGGACUGGAGCUGGGGCUGGGAGCCACAGACAUGAACAGGAUCUCCCCCCAGGUUAGAUCUGCCCUGAGCGGACUCCCACCUGGGGAGGGGGAAGGCAAUGGCAACUCUGCUGCUGGAACCAAAGCCCGCCCGGGAGGGGAAGCCGACUGCAGCCCGCUCUGCUGCUCGCGCCGAAGGGCCUGUGUCUCUGCCAUCCUGCUGCUCCUGCUGGCCACUCUUGCGGCCCUGAUCGCCCUGGUUGCCAUUUGUGGACCCCCACCAAGGACACCAGGGGCCCAGGCCUGUGUGACACCGAAGAACAGGACGGGCUUCCUGUGCCAUGACCGGAGGAGCUGCAUCCCGGCCCACGGGGUCUGUGACGGCAUCCGCACCUGUGCCCAUGGCGAGGACGAGGACGAGGCCUUGUGCCGAGAUGUGCCCCAGAGCCUCCCCCGCUUCCUCGUGGCCCACUGUGGACACCCGGCCUCCUGGAUCUACUCGGACCAAAAGUGUGAUGGGACCAACAACUGCGGGGACUGCUCGGAUGAACUGAGUCCAGUGUGCCCGCCCUGUGGCCCUGGGUGGUGGCGCUGCCCCUCGACCGUCUUCAGGUUCUGCGGCUGCAUCCCGAGGAGCCUCUGCCGGGACCAUGUGCAGCACUGCUCUGACUGGUCCGACGAGUACUCCUGUCCUGGACCCUGAGAGGCCACGCAGGCCAGAGCGGGAGGCUGGUUGGAAUGGCACUGAGAACCCUUCACAUGGCCACCGAGUCCAAGGACACGAGGGCUGGAAGCUGCCUUCGAGAUCAUCUAGUGGGAUCUACGCACCGCCAUCUCUGAAUAGGAAUUGCCUCUCCUGCUUUCAAGUUGUUCAGCCUCUGCUUGAAUGCUUCCAGCGACAGGGAGCUCACUACAAUGUUAGGCAGCUCCUAACAAAGAUGAGGGGAAUCUGCUUCCGUGAUUUCAGUCCUGUUUCUGGGGCCACACCCGGGAAACCUGCUCCUCUGCCCCAAGACAGGCUUGCAGAUCCUGAGCUCAUCACCCCUUGGAGAAAAGAUGAGUCUGGGGCUCAAACGCCACUCUGAGGAGGAGCCCUUAUGGCUGGCACACAUGUGAAGUGUAUGCCGCUUCCCGGCCCUCUGGCCCUUAAGGCAGACAUUAGACACGGCCUUAGAUUUUUCUCAACUCCAUGAUCCUAGCAGGCCCCUCCGAGUGGUCACAUGACACGUGCCUGAGAUGGGUAUUUGUCACCCUCCCAGUGGGGAGCCAUCCCCAGAGGCUCUGAGCUGUGGAAUAGAAGGUUGGAGAAUGAGAAUCCCUCUGUCCGUCCAUUCCCCACCCUCCACCCCCCACUCUCCACCCACGACCAGCUGCCCAGCCAAACAGCCCAGGGUUCUUGAAACAGGGAUGUAUUUGCACCUGGAGCCGAGUGAAUUAGCUCUUUCUCUGCAUCCCUUCCCAGUCGGGCAAGGAUGGAUAUAUCCAUUAGACAGAUGAGGAAACUGAGGCCCAGGGAGAAAUGACUUGCCCAGCAUCAUACGGCAAAGUCAGGGCUGGAACGGGAACUCAAACACAGCCGACGGUGUCCCAGCCCCACAGCCUUUCCUGCUACCAGCAUGGUUAUGCCUUGGCCGGGCAGAGUCUCUGUUGGGUAUUUAAAAAGGUAGCAUGAGAGUCAGAGAGUGGGCCUCCCUUUAUUCUGAAAGAGAGCCCUGGUCUCUGGCCAAAAAGAAGGUUCCUGUUGAGGAAGACAGACAUACCCUUGCUGGAAAUUAAUAAAAUUGGUUUUAUGUGUCAGUA